GUUUAGCGCCGCGCUAGCUAGAGUCUGAAGACAGCUAAGGGCCGAUCAGUCGACCCACACCAGGCCAUCACCAAAUCCACGCCUAGCUUCAUCUGUCCAACAAACCCACCCACAACAAAGUCCGAAGAAGGUUGCGAGCUGCUGAAGAACAACUCUGCGCCGGUCAAAUACGUCAUCAUGAGUCUUAAUCAAUUCAACUGUGAAUCCGUCUCCGAUUCCGAAACUUCCAUCAUUUACACGCCUACUGCAACUUCCGCAAAUGUUACCGCUGGUCUCGUAGACCAUGAGGACACAUCCAGCGGUGUCCCGUCAGACGGUUCCACCGUUAUCAUCCGCUCUAUCUCGUCGGGGCAUGUAAUCACACUGCUUGACGGGCAGGUUGUGCUGGCCUCCCCCGGCGGCCGUGGCUCCAUCCACUGGUCGUGUGUGGAAACCGAAGGCUGGCUCGGUUUCCGAAAUCGCAUCUCGAACAAGUUUCUGUGUCACGAUUGGAACGGAAGACUAAAGUGCUCGGCGGAACAGAGUAGUUCAUGGAGGCACUUUACCAUCACUCCGAUACCAAAGGGGGGUUAUGUCAUGCAGAUGUUAGACUGGUGGACACUUCGACCUGUAGUGAUCAAUCCAGAACAAGGGCUGCAGAAAAUAGGGAGGACGGGAAAUAAGUUGGCCGAGGGAAUCAUCUGGGAAUUUAUCAAGGUUGAAUAGGAAUAAUGCUUGGUGUAUUACACUGUAGCUGUGUAUGAAUUGUUUGAAU
Paraphaeosphaeria sporulosa is the source of this 754-nucleotide messenger RNA. RefSeq lists its product as uncharacterized. Lineage: Eukaryota; Fungi; Ascomycota; Dothideomycetes; Pleosporales; Didymosphaeriaceae. The record is from RefSeq and is a predicted model, not a curated record. The transcript is spliced from 3 exons. The coding region runs from base 178 to 705 and encodes 175 amino acids.